AUGUCUUUCUCUAGCCUGGUUCAGGACAUUGCGUUCCGCGAUCCCAGACAGCGCGACGACCAGUCCACAGUCUCGCGCCCUUCGCAAGCCCGUUCCUACAACUCGACAGCUGCUACUAGCGUAAGCAUUGCGGGCGAUAUCUCUUCACAGCUACACUCCGGAUAUAGCCAUCCUCUGUCUCGGGCAUGGCAAGCAGAGAGGCAACUGACGAAGUCGAUGCUCAUCUACCCGCUGUUCAUUACCGAUGACCCUGAUGAAGUCACAGCGAUUCCUUCACUUCCGAACCAGCAUCGUCGAGGCGUGAAUCAGCUAGUACCGUUCCUCACGCCUCUCGUCCGCAAAGGUCUCAAAUCGGUCAUUCUGUUCGGUGUGCCACUCGCAGCCAACGCAAAAGAUGCUCUAGGCACUUCCGCCGACGACCCAGAAGGACCUGUGAUCAAGGGCAUACAGAUCAUCAAGCAGCAUUUCCCUCAGCUUUUCAUUGUCUGCGAUGUCUGCUUGUGCGAGUAUACCUCUCACGGUCAUUGUGGUAUUCUACGAGAAGACGGAUCGCUUAACAAUGCCAUGUCCGUUGAGAGGAUAUCAGACGUGGCAAUGGCAUAUGCUGCAGCUGGUGCCCACUGUGUGGCUCCUUCAGAUAUGAAUGACGGCCGUAUCCGAGCCAUCAAGCUGAAACUGAUUGAGUCGGGCCUGUCCCAUCAAGUCAACCUCAUGUCUUACGCGGCCAAAUUUUCCGGCUGCCUCUACGGGCCAUUCCGGGAUGCGGCGGGUUCAUGCCCUUCUUUUGGCGAUCGCAAGUGUUAUCAACUCCCUCCUGGUGGACGAGGUCUCGCUCGCCGGGCUAUUGUCAGAGAUGUCAGCGAAGGUGCAGAUAUCAUCUUGGUCAAGCCGGCGUCGCAAUAUUUGGACAUCAUAUCUGAUGCGAAGGAGCUGGCCAAGGAUCUACCCAUCGCUGCCUACCAGGUCAGCGGUGAGUUUGCCAUGAUCCACGCGGGAGCGAAGGCUGGUGUUUUCGACCUCAAAACUAUGGCAUUCGAGUCCACAGAGGGGAUUUUGAGAGCAGGAGCGGGCAUCGUCAUCACAUAUUUCACCCCUGAUUUUCUUGACUGGUUAUCGAGCUGA
Messenger RNA from Cyphellophora europaea CBS 101466, 1122 nucleotides. RefSeq lists its product as uncharacterized. Gene Ontology annotation, biological process: heme biosynthetic process. Lineage: Eukaryota; Fungi; Ascomycota; Eurotiomycetes; Chaetothyriales; Cyphellophoraceae. The record is from RefSeq and is a predicted model, not a curated record. The transcript is spliced from 2 exons. Gene Ontology annotation, molecular function: zinc ion binding; porphobilinogen synthase activity. Gene Ontology annotation, cellular component: cytosol. The coding region runs from base 1 to 1122 and encodes 373 amino acids.